CUCGUCAACUUGUAUUAUCUUCUCCAUAUUUUUUCCACAGGUUGAGAAAAAAGAACAUGGGAAAAGACAAAGACAAGCAUAGGCCUGAUCAUGAUGAUAAGGGUCUCUUUUCAAACCUUGCUCAUGGUUAUGGUCAUGGAGGAUACCCUCCUCCCGGAGGAUAUCCCCCUCAAGGCUAUCCACCAGCUGGUAAUCCUGGCGCAUCCCAUUCAGGGCACAGUGGCUUAGGGGGGAUGAUUGCCAGCGGUGCUGCAGCUGCAUCGGGGGCUCACCACAUGGCCCAUGGUUCUCAUGGUGCUUACGGUGGUCAUGGUGGAGGCCAUUUUGCACAUCACGGGAAGUUCAAACAUCAUGGUGGGAAAUUCAAGCACGGUAAGCAUGAGAAGUUUAAGCACGGGAAGCAUGGAGGAGGCAUAUUCAAGAAGUUGAAGUGAUUUACUAUCAACUAACAUAACAUCAAUUUCAACUGGUUUUAUAAAUAAUUACAGAC
Hibiscus syriacus is the source of this 490-nucleotide messenger RNA. RefSeq names its product glycine-rich protein A3-like. Lineage: Eukaryota; Viridiplantae; Streptophyta; Magnoliopsida; Malvales; Malvaceae. The record is from RefSeq and is a predicted model, not a curated record. Bases 57 to 434 code for a protein of 125 amino acids. The transcript has 2 exons.